UUCCAUUAAAAACAACCAAACGAAAUAACAAUAAGAUUGAAAAAAACAAUAAGUGAAGCACUUCUUUCGGCCUAAAAACAAUUUAUGUCUUUUCUGUACACAUGAUUAAGAACAGGUGUCACAGAUUAUGAGUGGGAAGAUCAAACGACUGGGUUGCUUUUCAGUUUUGCGUACCAAUAUCUUCCAUUUCUGGAAUUAAGAUCACCAACGAUAUUUUGUAAUGGAUUAGCUUAAUGACACGUGUAGUUUUGUUCAUAUCAUAUUUUUAUGAGAAGCUAGAGUAAAAACGCUAUUUGUAAAUGGGAGUUCCUUUUUAAGUCCGUAAUGCUAAAAAGCUGUGGGACCGUUGAUAAAGUAGACCAGGAAGAAUGUGAAGAGGAAGGAAGUGGCACCGUGGAAAACGUUGAGAAUAAAGCAGAGGAAUCGUUUGUCGGUACUAGUCCUAUAAGUGCUCAUAACUCAGUGAGCUACAAUCCUCCAAAAAACGGUUUGAUCGCUUCUGCAUUAGAAAUACCUAACUCUGUGUGCCUGUCAUUUGAACAUGUAGAUCCUAUGCUCCAAAGCAAUUCCCCUCCUUGUUCGAUCAAAAAUACAAUUCCUCAAGAUGAGAAACAUUCAGGGUUAUUCACAAAUAUCAAAAAUGACUUAUCCACUGAUCAUGGAUUAGAAUUUAAUAAAAGUGAAAACCAGGAGCAAUGUGACAAACUGAUGGAUUUACCAAAUGGUCCCAAGCAAUACAAUGAAGUCCUUAUUGAUGGAUUUGCUAUUUUAUCUUUUAAAACAAUGGAUGAUAUGCUGGAAUUCACUAAACUAGACGAAUCACAAAAUCCUGGAAUGAACCCCACUAUUGAACAAACCUAUAAACGAGCGCGUCGAUGUGGUAUGCCAAAACUUAAACGAACAAAAGCAUUUCUCAAGCAGACACUCUCACAGACAUCUACAUCAAAUGAUUUACUUCGUCAUCGCCGACAUCAUCACCAUCAUCAUAAUCAUAGUCACUACCACUUUAAUAAUAUUCAUCAACAUCCAGCAUUGUGUGCUUAUAAAUCGCAUUGUGAUACCAAUCAUAUGUCGUCUACCAUACAUUUAUCACCGAAUCACGAAAAAGAUACCAAGUCAAUAGUAAAUACUACUAUUACUGAUGGUAUUAGUAAACUUUCUUCCAUACAGCCUAAUAAUAAUAGUAAUGGUAAUAGUAAUAAGCAUUAUCAUCAUCGUUCAUAUGAAGUAAACAAUAGUACUAGUCUUCAUGAAGAAACUAAUCAUAAUGAUGUUCACUAUCGAGAUGAUGAAACUCCCACUCCUCCUCUUCAUCAUCAUAAUCCUUAUUGUUUUACACUUAAUCUAUCAACUCAUACAAUUGCAACAUCAAAUUCUCCUAUUGAUAACACGUUGAUAUCUUCAAAUCGGUCUCAUCAUCAUAGUCAUAAUCAUUCCUCAUUGACUACAAUGCCUAAAAAAGAACAUAGGUAUUCACAAGAAAGUAUUCAAUCCCCACCGGAAUAUACUUCAAUGAUAAGUCCAAAAAAUCAUUCUAUUGGAAAUAAUAUUACAUCUUCAUCAUCACCACCACCACAAGAUUAUCGUUCAAUGUCGGUACCAGGGAUAUGGAGUUCGCGAACCAAGCCGGAUAUUAUUUCACCGCAAAAAACUGACAAGAUAACAUAUGGUAACAGUUGUGAUACUGAUAGUGUUAAAAUAAUGCCAAAGAUUUCUGUUCCAUCUGAAAAUCUUAAACGAUCCGACUCAAUCAAUAGUAGUAAAUCUCAUUGUCAUCAAUUUAGUGUAGCCGCUCUAACUGAUGAAGUUAUGCAUUCCUCUGCUCAAUCAGAAGAAUCCAAGUCACAACCUACUAUUAUAUCCAAAUCUCCAAAACAUCCAAGUGGUAAAAAGCGAACUUACAGAAAAUCAGAACAACGUGAUAUCGUAAAUACCGUAUCCGAUAAAUAUUCACAUCGUCGUAAUGAAUAUGAUAAAUCUUUUGCGUAUUCCAAAUUUGACAAUUCUACACGUGUAAACCGGUGCACAGGUGUAGAUAACAAUGGUAGCAAUAAAUCUUGGAAUUCAGCAAUUAACGAUUCGUUAAAAGGAGCAUUAUACUUUCCUACAACUGUUGGUACGAAUCAUAAUUGUGAACGAAUACAUGAAACGGUUUCAAAAUAUUCUCCAAUGACCAAUCAUAAUUUUAAUUCGACACCAUUUUCUUUACGUAAUCCAGCUGAUUCUCUUCCUGCUCAUUCAUAUCUACCACCAAGAGGAUUACAAGAACCUACAAGUUGUGGUUCACAGAUCAGACCUCUGUCAUCAUCAUCUGCACACGUAGCACCACCUUCAGUCCCAUCAUCAAUAUGCUCGAACUCAUUUUUUUCACAUCAAAAUUUAUUAAAACAGUUUAUGGGUAUUGAUUCAGAAACUGCUAAUCAAUUACUCAAUGAUCCACGUUUUAUGGAAUUGUAUGCGCUUACUAUGGCUACUCUAAGUAAUAAUGUUGAUGGUGUUCCUGACUCCAUAUUACCACCACCAGUGUCACGAAUUUCUUUGCCUAAUCAUGCCAAUACCAUAAUAUCAACAUCGGUUAACAGUGGUAAUCAAAAUAAUAAUUCUUGUAGUCGAUUUAAAAAUGGAAAUACUGUAGGACAUUUACGAACAACUGAUCCUUCACAAUUCGGAGAAACAUCGUUAUCUCAUUGUGGACAACAAGUCAAUUUAUCCGGCAUUCAAAACAAAUUAUAUCCCUAUAGCAAUAUGAUGAUGCUUGGUACUAAUCGUCCCCCACUAGCCCCUAGUACUGUUCCACAAUCUUCACAGACCACAUCUAGUUCGUCUAUAAACCGUCUUAUCCCACCAAAUGCAGAAUCAUUGUCAAUUAGUCAACUACAAACUGAUCGAUCUCAGGCUGUAUUAGCUGCAGCUUACGCUGAUCGUGAAUUCGUAACAUCAAAUUCAACACUGGGUAAACUGAAAUUAUCUUCUCAAGGUAUAAUGAUCAAUAGUGGUAGUGAUCGCAAUAAUAAUUCAACUGUACCAAGUUCAUUAGUCAGUUCAUUACAAUCUACAACAAAUAUCAAUUGUCUGUCUGACAGUUAUAAUAGAAAUGCCCAACAUUUCAAUAUGCCACCUAAUCCAAUCAUACAACGUCAUCAUCAUUUAAGUUCUAUGCCUCAGUCAUCUAUCGGUACAUUAGAAUCAUCAUCUACUCUGCAUAAUUCCAAGUCAAAUUCCAUAAGUUCCAAUCUUUCUUGUUCCUUAUCAUCAGAUUCAAUGAUGAAUAAAAAUUUCGGUUCUUUCCCUUUCAAACUCUUUAAUGGCGAUCUACACAAUCCUGUCUCGUCGUCUUCGUCCUCAUCGUUGUCUACACACAAUGAUCGUAAUAUCAUGAUGGGAUUGCAUAAACCAGAAUAUAUGCCAUCAGAAUCGGUGCUUCGCCCUAAUUUUCCACCUCCUCUUCAAUUAAUACCACCACCACUCCCUCCAAAUAUACCUCCGGAAUUUUUAAAAUCAUUUCUUGUACCUGAUUCUUCAUCAUCAUUAUUUCCGGGUCCCAAAGUUAACGUUACUCUAAACUCAUCAUUUUUGCCUUCCAAUCCAAACUUACAAUCCACACAACCGUUGUAUUCCCCUAUGAGAGUUAAUCACCCUAAUCGAUCGGAUAAAACUAAUUAUAAUGGUAUUCUACACCGUCCAGUUCAUGGAGAUAAGCUUUAUGGACGUUGGGCUGACGCACAUAUUCGUAUCGCUCUGUUUAUCCAACAUUGUAAAUCAUCUACUCAAGGAUUACAAUCAUCUCCGGUUAUAUCCUCAAUAUUUUCAACAUCUAGAUUACCAAUUCGUCCUAUGGUUAAACGUUUGAGCCUAGGUGUACAUUCCUCUAUGCCUUCUUCCAUGACUAGUGGACCUGUAAAUUAUAAUUCAAGUAAAAUAAAUAUUGAAUCAGUGAAUAACAAUCGAUCAACUCAGCCGCCGCCACUAAGACCUCCUUCUCUUCUUCCUUCACAACUUCAUAAUCCUAUUAAUUCAGUGAACAGUAAUAAUAAUAAUAAUAAUAAUAAUAAUAAUAAUAAUAAUAAUAAUAAUAGCGGUCCUUCAAUUCCUAGUAGUAUAACCUCUGAUAUAUCAUUUUGGGGACAUUUAUUUAAUGAAUUUAUGAAUAAUCUAUCAAAGGAAUUUCUAAAUAGUAUAUCAGACUGUAAAGAUACUCAACUAGCAACAUUACAAAACUUUUAUUCUCAAAUGUCACAAAUGAAUAAUUCUGUAUUAAAUGGAGGUUCUUUCCCGAAAUCAACAGAUUUUUCUUUUCUCAAUUCAACAGUAUCAUCGUCAUCUAUGGCUAACAAUAGUAAUAAUAACAAUUGUUCACCAGUUCCAUCAGCAUCAAAUAUUGCCGGCUUCAACUUUCCAUUAAUUACUCAAUCUUUCAAUUCCCUUUCUUCUUCCUCCUGUUCUUCUUCUUCUUCUGCUACUACUACUACUACUACUACUACUACUACGAGUGUUCGACCAACUGUUCUUCCUUCAUCUCCUGCUCUUAUGAAUUUUUCAUCGUCAACAAAUGUUUUUAAUAAUAAUGAUUUAAAACGAAGACGAACUGAUUCUUCUUCAAGUAGCAUGGAUAUUAAUAAUUUGCCAUUUCCAAUGCGUUUUCCUAAUUCUUUUCCUCGACCACCGACUAUUCAUAAUUAUGUGCCUCAUCAGCAUUCUUCCCUUCAUUCUGGAUCAUCAAUACCACCACCUCCAGCACAUUCCGAUAUGAUAAAUGUAGCCGCCGCUGCUAGUUUAUUAAAUGGAUUUCGAUUGCCUGAAACCUUUUUAAAUCAUUUCCCACAUCCUAUACAGUUAUCAUCGGUGUCAAGUGGUUCUUCUUUGAAUGAUAGAAAAAACACCAGGUCAUCCAAUACUACUACCGGUACUAUUACGACUUCCAGUAAUUCAUCACAUUUAAUUCCGAUCAAUCCUUGGUGAUUUUAAUCACAUUGUUUGUCUAUUUUUCUCCCGAUCAAUAGUUUAUAACUUGUUUCAAAAUGGUGAUUUUAUUGUUAUUAGCUAAUUCAAUCCUAGUGAAGAGAAGAUAGGUAUGUGAUUACGAUUAUGUUGAUAGUGUAUGUGUAUGAGUGUGGGAGAGGUAGGUGCAAACAAAAAAGGAUCAGUUUUCAUUUCAAUUCUUCCUUUCAUUUAAUUGUGUUCUUUUACUUUUCCUUUGUUUAUUUAUUCAAACAUGCAGAGAUUUACUUUCGCUA
This is a messenger RNA of Schistosoma haematobium, 5234 nucleotides long. RefSeq lists its product as uncharacterized. The transcript is spliced from 9 exons. Bases 325 to 4959 code for a protein of 1544 amino acids. Lineage: Eukaryota; Metazoa; Platyhelminthes; Trematoda; Strigeidida; Schistosomatidae. The record is from RefSeq and is a predicted model, not a curated record.